Messenger RNA from Patella vulgata (common limpet), 3753 nucleotides. Its product is annotated as ubiquitin recognition factor in ER-associated degradation protein 1. Gene Ontology annotation, cellular component: VCP-NPL4-UFD1 AAA ATPase complex. The coding region runs from base 175 to 1080 and encodes 301 amino acids. Gene Ontology annotation, molecular function: polyubiquitin modification-dependent protein binding. NCBI's taxonomy places the organism in Eukaryota, Metazoa, Mollusca, Gastropoda, Patellidae. The record is from RefSeq and is a predicted model, not a curated record. The transcript has 12 exons.
CUUCCGAUUAUCUAUUUUCAGCUUAUUCGGUGAUUGUUUCACUACGUAAAUCGGAAAAAUACCCAUAAGUUUUGCCGAUUCAUGAUUGGUUUCGUUUGAUUAAAUAUAUAUAUAUUUACGUCCCCCUGAACAUUUUAAAGUGAAACACAACAGGACAACGAAAAUUACAAGAACAUGUUUGGAUUUGGUCAGAUGUUCCCAGAGAUGGGUCGUAACUUUCAGACAACAUACCGUUGUUACUCUGUAACGAUGCUAGGCGACAGAGAAGAUGUAGAAAGGGGAGGAAAAAUUAUCAUGCCGCCGUCCGCUUUAGAUCAACUUACUCGUCUCAACAUACAAUAUCCCAUGUUAUUCAAAUUAACCAAUAAAAAGUCUAACCGUGAGUCACAUUGUGGUGUUCUUGAAUUUGUAGCUGAUGAGGGUAGAAUCUAUAUUCCAUACUGGAUGAUGCAGAAUUUGUUAUUAGAUGAAGGAGGAUUGGUUCAAAUAGAAAAUGUUUCCCUGUCUGUUGCAACGUUUGCCAAAUUUCAACCACAAUCAGUCGACUUUCUCGAUAUCACAAACCCGAAAGCAGUAUUGGAAAAUGGUUUACGGAAUUUUGCGUGUUUAACGAAGACAGAUGUAAUAGCUAUCAAAUAUAAUGAUAAGGUCUAUGAAUUGUGUGUUUUAGAAACCAAACCGGGGAAUGCUGUAUCUAUAAUAGAGUGCGAUAUGAACGUUGAUUUUGCAGCACCUGUUGGAUAUAAAGAACCUGAUUAUAAACAACAACAACAUCAAGAUAUAGAGGAAGACAGUGAUCUAAUUGAUGGUGAUGAUGAUCUAGCAGAGGCCUUCAGAGCGUUUAGUGGACAAGGUAACAGAUUAGAUGGUAAAUUAAAAGGAACCCAAAGCUGUCCAUCCAGAUUAGAAAAUGAAGGAAUAAGAAGGGGUAUACCUAAUUACAAUUAUAAAAUAGGGACCGUCACGUUUAUACGAACCCAGAGACCUAUCAAUAAUGGAAUAGAUAAUGAUGAUAUUAACACAGAUUUCGAAGCGUUUUCUGGACAAGGUCAAAGUUUACGGAAGAAAGGAAGGAAAUAAUCAUGUUAUAUUUUUAUACUGUGUAUGUCAUCUUGUCAUUUAUAUGUAUAUAUAUCACCAGUCGUGAUAAUCUGCCAUUUGUCUUUAACAUGGGGACUCUCCGUUUCUUCGGAGUCAAAACUUUAACACAGUGACUCUUCGUUCUUCGGAGUCAAGUAGAGCUCUCAAGUUGAACUCUCAAGUAGAGCACUACACACAAGUAAAAAACACUGCAUCUUUUUUUUCUGUUAAAAUCGUCCGUUUAACUUUUCAACUUUAGAAAAAUAUGAAUGGUUAGAUUUAGUAAGUGUACAUUAUUAAAAUCUUCCGUUUAACUUUUCAACUUUAGCAAAAUAUGAAUGGUUAUAUUUAGUAAACCUACAUUAUUGUUGUACCACCUUUAGCAUGUAAAUAUUGACUACCACAUACAGUUCUUUGAUGAAAAUUAAUUCACACCAUUAUAUCUCUUACAUUACUGUUUGCUACUGAGCCACAUGAUGCCAUUUCACUUCUGAUCAUUCAGGGUCUCCUGUUUAAUUUGGUUCACUACUUAAUCUAAGCAUAGUACUAGCCCGGUUACAGGAUUCCAAAUAAUGUGUGUAGUAUUAAGUACUCAUAUACAUGCAAGUGGAAUAAAGUAAUGUCCUUUGGAACUCUGAAAACAAUAAUUGCCUGUUUGUAUUAUUUAUAAUCAGUCGAUUGUAUAUGAGAUAUGAGUAAUUUGUGUGGAGUAUACACAGUGUUUUGUCGGUGAUUUUUUAUUUGUGUAUUUUAUGUAAGAUGAAUUGUGUAUUUAUUUCUGUUUUGUUUAUUUAACCAUAAUAUUACAUUAUUAAAGUCACGAUAGUCCUAGGGAUGUGAAAAUUAAAACAAGCAUAGUUCUGUUCCAAACACCUUACUUAUCACAAAUCAAUAUUUUAUCAAGAAUUUUUGAAAGACACCUCCGAAUGAGGAAUACUCUUUCUAGAGUAUUUGACAGAUAACAAUUCUAGGAUGUUAACAUAAUAUGAAACAUUACUGGGACUUGAAUUACAACAAGAAGUGUUAUUAUGCUAUUUAAAGAUACAUUAUGGGAGAUUAGAUAAAGAGCUGGCAGUUCUCACUAUAAUAGUUAAAAACUAGAUAAUUUAAAGGGAAUUUGCUGAACCAAGAAUUUAGCGAUUGAAUUUUAGGCCUAGCCUCGAUCAUCAUUACUAAAGUCGGUACGAUAAAAAACAGUCUGAAUUAUCCAUUUUUUAUUUAAUCAUCAAUGAGCGUUUAGCAGCAGAUCGGAUUCUUAUUCAGUAAAUAUCAUAGGCUAGCGAUGACAUCGAGAGUUGAUUAUGGUCUGGAUAAGUUAAUUAAUGGCUAAUUAAUAAUUUAGAUAACAUUUCAGACCCCUACGAGCAAGCGAAUUAUUGAAAUAAAAUCGAACCAUGUGUUAGUCCCAAAAUGACCUAGAUUGUGUUGAGUGGACGUUAAACCCCAUUUCUCUCUCUCUCUCUUUCUCUCUCUCUCUCUAGUUCUUCGGAAGGUUGUGAUAAAAAUUUAAUGGAUUAGGUCACCAAUGCAUAAUAGUUGAACAUUUCACUGAGUGGCAAGGGCUGACAACCGAGACUUCAUUUAUUAUCUUGGCAAUAUGAUACUUGACAAUUCAUCCAGAUUUUCCGGCGUGGUUUCCCCUUGUCAUUGAUGCAGGACGGAGGGCCUGACAAGGACAGCUGUCUAGUCGUUUGGAUGGGACUAUAAAGCAAGGUCCUGUGUACAUAUUUGCAUGCACGUAAAAGGUCCCUUGGCAGUUUGAAUUCGAUAUAAGAGUAGGCCGUAGCGCCAUUGCCCGGGCAAAAUUUCCCUCAUAGCACACUAUAUGGCGCAUGCCCGUCUUCAUUAGCCCAGUUUGGAGCAGAACAGUAGGACGUUAAACCCCAUUUCAUUUCAUUUCAUUUGGUACUUAACAAUCAGUGAUUUCUUGUCAAAACUUCAAACACUUAUAAAUUUUUAAUUGUCUAUUUUAUUAUAGCAAGAACGGACAGCUCUUUAUCUAAAUCUUACAUAGUGUAUCUUAAAUAAUCAAUGUUGUUUCCACAAUCCUUUAAUGUUGUUUCCACAAAAAGAUGUUGAGCUUUAAUAGAAAUCAAUCAGAUAUCUGAGAAACACACAGUGUACUAUAGGAGUUUAAACAUGCAUUAUGCAAGAGCUAAAUCUGAUUAAUUUAGGCUUCAGAUGUUAUAGAAAUUAUAAAUUAGAUCUUUAUUUAAACAACAAGACCAAAAUCAACUCGGUAGACCCCUGGAUGGCUCGGCUACAGCUCAGAUUUAAAUAGGAUUUCACUAAUUGAUUAAAUCCAAUAAGGGGUAACCUGAUGAAAAUACGUCAGUUAGAUCGAGGCUAAAUGAUAGAGUGUACUUAGCGAUGCCGCUGUAAAGCAUUUCGGUAUGCCAUUGAAAACUUUACUUGAUAAUCGAGAUAUGUAGGUGGAGUUAACGCCUGUCAAUCAAACGAUCAGCGAAGGUGAAGACACAAUUAGCUACCAUUUCUAGGCAAAUAUUCUUCUUUCAUCGUCUACUUUUGAACUGUUAUAGCAAGAAUGGCCAACUCUCUAUAAAAAUCUCCCAUAAUGUAUCUUUAAGUGGUUUUAUAUUUCCGAUUUAAAGAUGAUAUAAUUUAUUGCAAAUACAUGUAUAUACAAGAAAAUUAAAUACAUCUAUUUCAUUA